AUGGAAAUAAACAUCACAGAAAACAGGAGCAUUUCCAGCUCUAUACAGAUUUUUUACUCAUCAGUAAAUAAUAAGGUGGUGGUAGUGCAGGGGCUGAUAGGACUUUUACUUUGUGUCAACUCUCUCAUGAUCUUUACCUUUAUCAGACAGGAGGUGUUUCGAACUGACACACGGUACAUUUUGUUUGCACAGAUGCUGUUCCUGGACUCCACUCUGAUGUUGAUGACAGACUUGGCUGUUCUUGGUGCUUAUUUCCAGUAUCCACUUACCAGCAUUCUGUGCGUUAUACUUUGUGUCUUCAUGGAUGGGUUCACUUACGGCACACCCCUGACCCUAGUAGUCAUGUGCCUGGAACGGUAUGUGGCCAUCUGCCUGCCUCUAAGACAUGCUGACAUCUCCAACCCUAAAACCAGGCUGAUAGGUCUUCUCUUAGUGUGGCUAUUCAGCUUCAUACCUUCAUUGACUGAAUUAUUUGCAUUACUAUCUGUGGCCCCAUUCAGCUUUUGGUUCUCCUCAGCUGUCUGCAAUUUCGAUGUCAUGAACUUGAGCAGUUGGCACAGCCUCCUAAGAACAGGAAUAUCUCAGCUGUAUUUUCUGGUAUUGUCUGCCAUUACUACUUUUACCUACAUCAAAAUAGUGGUCGCCGCUAGACUGGCCUCCGCUGAGAGUAAGAAGUCUGCCUCUAAAUGUCUCAGAACUGUCAUUCUUCAUGCCUUCCAGCUGGUUCUUUGUUUCAUCCAGUUCUGGUGUCCGUUUAUUGAAUCAGCUGUCAUGAAAAUUGAUAUAACGCUAUUUGUGAAUGUCAGAUACUCCAACUUUGUCUUGUUUUUGAUCUUGCCACGCUGCCUGAGCUCUCUUAUUUACGGACUAAGAGAUGCAAAGUUUUUCCUGGCUUUGAAAUACAAUUUCUUUUUUGGGAUGAAUAAAAAUAUCUGCCCAGUUCUUGAUCAGGGGACCUCCAAUUCUAAUGCAAAUACGUGUACAUAA
Molecule: messenger RNA, 987 nt
Organism: Paramormyrops kingsleyae
Lineage: Eukaryota; Metazoa; Chordata; Actinopteri; Osteoglossiformes; Mormyridae
Product: odorant receptor 131-2-like
Biological process (GO): G protein-coupled receptor signaling pathway; detection of chemical stimulus involved in sensory perception of smell
Cellular component (GO): membrane
Molecular function (GO): odorant binding; olfactory receptor activity; G protein-coupled receptor activity
Source: RefSeq, a predicted model, not a curated record